AACGGAAGUAGUUAUAGCAAGGUCGUCGGUGAAGUAGUAUUGAGGACGAAUCUAUCGCGAUCACAGAGAAGAAAGUUCGAGUGAAUGGUCUGUAUUUUAAUAUUUGAGCUGGAGUUAUUACAUAUCAAUAUAUGUAUUGAGAGAGCCAGUACACUGCGCAGCAACAGCUACUUGACUAACAAUAGCAACAAGAGAGUGGUCAAGACAAGAGUUAUUCCAUUGUAGUUAGUAUUCCACUGUACCAGACCAAACCAGACCAUAGUGUAUCAUAUACCAAAGUAUAGCAUACCAUCAAAACAGACCAUACCAUAUAUACAAGGACACAGCAGAGAAUAGCCUUGAAGCAGGAAACAAUGGCAGAUAGUAUGAACAAUUUGGGAGGCACUACCUCUGUGACAUCACAACUGGAUGGACUUGAUAUGCAGGCGUCAGGCUGGCAUCACAGUGUGCCUGAGUCAAUGCCAUGGAUGACUAAACAAACAACAGGAUUUAAUAAUUCUCAUAUCCCACUACAAAAUUCAGCAACUUCACCUAUAACUAAUGUGUUUAAAAGAAAAUCAAGAUCACCAUUGAAAAGACAAAGGUCACCAGUUAUUGGGGAUAGUUCAUAUGAACCAAGUGAGAAACAGUACAUUUCAGAAGAAAGAAUGGCUGCAGAGUUGCAGCAACUGUCCAUCAGUAAUGACCAUUCGUACAGCCAGGAAGAGGUCCUUCAUCCCAAACCAUAUGUGAAGAAAGGAAAAGAAACCUUUUCAGAAAUAGAAAAAAGACUUCAGGAUGAGAGUGAUGAUGAGAUGGUGCAGACUUCUUCAGUUGAUGAAGAUUUUGUUAUUGAAUUGACACCGGAGUUAAAGAAUUUAAUAAAAUCUAAGCCAUCCGAGUUACCAGAUAGUGUUUUCCGAAAAGCCAUUCAGCCUUGUAAUGCCUUGGUGUUAUGGCAACCUCUCGGUGUGUUGCUUGACAACACAGUGAAAUCAACAUCAUCUAGUGACUCACCAGAAACAGACAGUUCUGACAACUCCAGUGAUUCAUUUACUGAAAAUAUUCGAUAUGACGAUGCUAGUUUUGACAGCAGCGUGGUGAAUCUGACUGCCGAUUGUAAAUCAGACCCUAACCCUGCAAUAAUGAAUACACCAAUAGACACUAUGAGUACAGAAUCUGAAUGUGUAGUAGAGACUAUGACGCCUGAAGAAAGUUUUUUUCAUGCCAUGGACAAUAAUAAUAUGCCAGGUGCUAUUGACAUCAAUGCUAUUUACGCGGCACGUCCGAUAAUUAACGCAAAUCGUCGACGGAGAGUGAGGAGGGUUCAACAACCUCAAAGUGCUGUUGGGAAAGUCGUCUUUGACAAUACAAAUGAUGAUAUGGAUCUUUGA
Molecule: messenger RNA, 1373 nt
Organism: Saccoglossus kowalevskii
Lineage: Eukaryota; Metazoa; Hemichordata; Enteropneusta; Harrimaniidae
Source: RefSeq, a predicted model, not a curated record